GCUGGCUGGCUGGCUGGGCUGUGGGGUGGCAGGGGAGGCCAAGGGGGAGGGACGGGGAGAGGAGAAUGAGAAGAUGGAGAGGGGUGAGAGGUGUUAGGGAAGGUUCGGGAGCAAAGCUGUGUGUGAUUGAACCAAUGUCCAUACUAUCUUACUACACAAUAAAAAUAUAAAGCGAAAAUUGCACCAUUUGAGAGUUAGAAGUGUGUUAUGUGAGGGUUGAUACUUUGCUGCCUCUCUUUUACCCUAUUCAGAGAGAGUGAUAUGUUAUGUGAGGGUUGUUGACUGCGACAAACUCUCCCACUGGCCACAAACAUGAGACCACGCUGUCCUUUCAGCACCGCGGAGUGACUACCAGCAUGUACCUGUCAGACGAACGCUGUCCAUUCAGUGGUGCUGAAGGUUAAUCAUGAACGCAUUCGCUAGAACCUCAUUUGUACUUUCUCAUUUUGCCAUCGUUUGGUCGAGUUUGCUUUUAUUUGCCAUGCGUCCUUGUUGAAUGUACGCAAUAUCAUACCUGAUGUAUACAUUUUAUUUUAAUGCAUUCUGUCGAUGUAUCUGUCAUUGUUUGCAUUUACAGGUCAGCUGUUUAGUGCGCCGAUUUCUUUCAUUUUGAUGUCGGCCUUAUUGUAACACGAUGGCCUUUUUACUUUAGUGGCUUUAAUGUGUAUGUUGUGUAGUGUCUUUGGAGUGUGAUUAGAGCGGACCCUAGCUGGAUUCCAGCAGCACUAGGCUGUAGAUAUUAAUGCGCUAGCAGUACUAGGCUGCAGUAGGCUGUAGAUAUUUACAACGCUCCAGAGAUGGAGGGGUAUUUUUGGAGAGAAGCCGCCUGGAAGUGUAUCUCUGGGCAACUAGCUUUUCCCCCACUUACCACCUUAUUUAAGGAGAAGUCCAAAUUUAAACGAUACUGGGCUUGGAUGUAAGAAGGGACCAGGAAAAAAUGUGUUUGUAUGUGUUUGUAUGUGUAACUGGAAAUAGAAAAUAAUACCCAUUACAAGAUUAUAGGAAGGGUAUGAAUAUUUCAGCUGCAGUGGAAUUCUAUUCCCUUCAACCUUCUAACCUCACCCCAUCUUCUGCUUUUUAAUCACUUCUCUCCUUCUUUCUAUUCUUUUUUUUGCUCCACUUUUCCAUCUCUUUGUUGUCCACUCAUUGUGUAUAAUAAAGUAAUGAGUCUUGAGGUUAGAAAGUUAGCAAAAAUAGAUAAGAUCUUGCUACCAUGGAAAGGUCUAUUUGUGGAAAAAUCCCCCUGAUUAACUCUUUAAUAUUAUCCCAGUUUACCUAUUUGCUUAUGGUCUUGCCUACACCUAGCGAACAGUUCUUUUAAUUAUAUGAGAAAAAAAGAUUCCAUUUUAUUUGGAACGGCAAACCAGGCAAAAUUAAACGGGCCUAUUUAUAUAAUGAAUAUGAAUUCGGAGGACAGAAAUUAUUCAAUAUUAAAGCAUUAGACCUAUCACUAAAAGCUUCAGUCAUACAAAAGUUAUACUUAAAUCCGAACUGGUUCUCUAGCAAAUUAGUAAGAUUGUCUCACCCCAUGUUCAAGAAUGGCUUUUUCCCCUUUAUUAAGAUUACAACCUCUCACUUUCAGUUAUUUGAAAAGGAAGUUCAGGAGUAAAAGCAAAGAAAAUAUAAUUAUUGUAAAAUUGACUGUGUCCAUAAAAUGUAUAUAGUAUGUAUAAGCUGGAAGUAGAGGCCUAAGCGUUAUUGUUCACUAGUUUACUCCAAUUAGGGAAGGGGUGGUGGGGUUGGAAAGUAAUAAAGGGAAAUAUAUUUUUAAAAGGAUAUGUAUAUACAGUGGGGGAAAAAAGUAUUUAGUCAGCCACCAAUUGUGCAAGUUCUCCCACUUAAAAAGAUGAGAGAGGCCUGUAAUUUUCAUCAUAGGUACAUGUCAACUAUGACAGACAAAAUGAGAAAAAAAAUCCAGAAAGUCACAUUGUAGGAUUUUUAAUGAAUUUAUUUGCAAAUUAUGGUGGAAAAUAAGUAUUUGGUCAAUAACAAAAGUUUCUCAAUACUUUGUUAUAUACCCUUUGUUGGCAAUGACACAGGUCAAACGUUUUCUGUAAGUCUUCACAAGGUUUUCACACACUGUUGCUGGUAUUUUGGCCCAUUCCUCCAUGCAGAUCUCCUCUAGAGCAGUGAUGUUUUGGGGCUGUCGCUGGGCAACACAGACUUUUAACUCCCUCCAAAGAUUUUCUAUGGGGUUGAGAUCUGGAGACUGGCUAGGCCACUCCAGGACCUUGAAAUGCUUCUUACGAAGCCACUCCUUCGUUGCCCGGGCGGUGUGUUUGGGAUCAUUGUCAUGCUGAAAGACCCAGCCACGUUUCAUCUUCAAUGCCCUUGCUGAUGGAAGGAGGUUUUCACUCAAAAUCUCACGAUACAUGGCCCCAUUCAUUCUUUCCUUUACACGGAUCAGUCGUCCUGGUCCCUUUGCUGAAAAACAGCCACAAAGCAUGAUGUUUCCACCCCCAUGCUUCACAGUAGGUAUGGUGUUCUUUGGAUGCAACUCAGCAUUCUUUGUCCUCCAAACACGACGAGUUGAGUUUUUACCAAAAAGUUAUAUUUUGGUUUCAUCUGACCAUAUGACAUUCUCCCAAACCUCUUCUGGAUCAUCCAAAUGCACUCUAGCAAACUUCAGACGGGCCUGGACAUGUACUGGCUUAAGCAGGGGGACACGUCUUGCACUGCAGGAUUUGAGUCCCUGGCGGCGUAGUGUGUUACUGAUGGUAGGCUUUGUUACUUUGGUCCCAGCUCUCUGCAGGUCAUUCACUAGGUCCCCCCGUGUGGUUCUGGGAUUUUUGCUCACCGUUCUUGUGAUCAUUUUGACCCCACGGGGUGAGAUCUUGCAUGGAGCCCCAGAUCAAGGGAGAUUAUCAGUGGUCUUGUAUGUCUUCCAUUUCCUAAUAAUUGCUCCCACAGUUGAUUUCUUCAAACCAAGCUGCUUACCUAUUGCAGAUUCAGUCUUCCCAGCCUGGUGCAGGUCUACAAUUUUGUUUCUGGUGUCCUUUGACAGCUCUUUGGUCUUGGCCAUAGUGGAGUUUGGAGUGUGACUGUUUGAGGUUGUGGACAGGUGUCUUUUAUACUGAUAACAAGUUCAAACAGGUGCCAUUAAUACAGGUAACGAGUGGAGGACAGAGGAGCCUCUUAAAGAAGAAGUUACAGGUCUGUGAGAGCCAGAAAUCUUGCUUGUUUGUAGGUGACCAAAUACUUAUUUUCCACCAUAAUUUGCAAAUAAAUUCAUUAAAAAUCCUACAAUGUGAUUUUCUGGAUUUUUUUCCCCUCAAUUUGUCUGUCAUAGUUGACGUGUACCUAUGAUGAAAAUUACAGGCCUCUCUCAUAUUUUUAAGUGGGAGAACUUGCACAAUUGGUGGCUGAUUAAAUACUUUCCCCCCCCCACUGUAUGUAUAUGUAUGUAUGUGUAUAUGUAUGUGUAUGUAUGUAUAUGUAUAUAUACACUACCGUCCAAAAGUUUGGGGUCACUUAGAAAUGUCCUUGUUUUCCAUGAAAUGAGUUUGAAUUGGAAAUAUAGCAAAAUGAAUAGGAAAUGUAGUCAUUGACAAGGUUAGAAAUAAUGAUUUUUAAUUGAAAUAACAAUUAUGUCCUUCAAACUUUGCUUUCAUCAAAGAAUCCUCAAUUUGCAGCAAUUACAGCCUUGCAGACCUUUGGCAUUCUAGUUGUGAAUUUGUUGAGGUAAUCUGAAGAGAUUUCACCCCAUGCUUCCUGAAGCACCUCCCACAAAUUGGAUUGGCUUGAUGGGCACUUCUUACGUACCAUACGGUCAAGCUGCUCCCACAACAGCUCAAUAGGGUUGAGAUACGGUGACUGUGCCGGCCACUCCAUUAUAGACAGAAUACCAGCUGACUGCUUCUUCCCUAAAUAGUUCUUGCAUAGUUUGGAGCUGUGCUUUGGGUCAUUGUCCUGUUGUAGGAGGAAAUUGGCUCCAAUCAAGCACCGUCCACAGGGUAUGGCAUGGCGUUGCAAAAUGGAGUGAUAGCCUUCCUUCUUCAAGAUCCCUUUUACCCUGUACAAAUCUCCCACUUUACCACCACCAAAUCACCCCCAGACCAUCACAUUGCCUCCACCAUGCUUGACAGAUGGCAUCAAGCACUCCUCCAGCAUCUUUUCAUUUGGUCUGCGUCUCACAAAUGUUAUUCUUUGUGAUCCGAACACCUCAAACUUCGAUUCGUCUGUCCAUAACACUUUUCCCAAUCUUCCUCUGUCAAGUGUCUGUGUUCUUUUACCCAUCUUAAUCUUUUCUUUUUAUUGGCCAGUCUGAGAUAUGGCUUUUUCUUUGCAAUUCUGCCUAGAAGGUCAGCAUCCCGGAGUCGCCUCUUCACUGUUGACAUUGAGACUGAUGUUUUGCGGGUACUAUUUAAUGAAGCUGCCAGUUGAGGACCUGUGAGGCGUCUGUUUCUCAAACUAGACACUCUAAUGUAUUUGUCUUCUUGCUCACUUGUGCACUGGGGCCUCCCGCUCCUCUUUCUAUUCUGGUUAGAGCCAGUUUGCGCUGUUCUGUGAAGGGAGUAGUACACAGCAUUGUACGAGAUCUUCAGUUUCUUGGCAAUUUCUCGCAUGGAAUAGCCUUCAUUUCUCAGAACAAGAAUAGAUUGACGAGUUUCAGAAAAAAAGUUAUUUGUUUCUGGCCAUUUUGAGCCUGUAAUCGAACCCACAAUUGCUGAUGCUCCAGAUACUCAACUAGUCUCAAGAAGGCCCGUUUUAUUGCUUCUUUAAUCAGCACAACAGUUUUCAGCUGUGCUAACAUAAUUGCAAAAGGGUUUUCUAAUGAUCAAUUAGCCUUUUAAAAUGAUGAACUUGGAUUAGCAAACACAACAUGCCAUUGGAACACAGGACUGAUGGUUGCUGAUAAUGGGCCUCUGUACGCCUAAGUAGAUAUUCCAUUCAAAAUCAGCCGCUUCCAGCUACAAUAGCCAUUUACAACAUUAACAAUGUCUAAACUGUAUUUCUGAUCAAUUUGAUGUUAUUUUAAUGGACAAAAAUAUGAUAUAUAUAUUUGCGAGAAGAAAAAAAACAUAUGGGGGAUUGGAAGUGAUGCAGACAGUUACAUUGAUGGAAGUUGCAAUCUAUCUGCAAUAUUAAAGCUGAUCUACCCCCCCCCCCCCCCCCCCCACCAAAAAAAGAAAACAAAUCUAAAUGAGUCUUGAGGUUCCCUGUGUACUUCUAGAGAAUAAAUAUAGAGACUACACUGAGUGGACAAAACAUUAGGAACACCUUCCUAAUAUUACAUUGCCCCCCCACAGUUGUGUCAAGUUGGCUGGGUGUCCGUUGGGUGGUGGACAAGUCUUGAUACACAUGGGAAACUGUUGAGCGUGAAAAACCACUUAAAUAUUUUGUGUUCCAUUUUUUUAUUAUACACUCUGUGUUUUUUCCUGUGUAGGUCAAGGAUUUCCCAAAACCCCAGACAGAGAGAGGGAUAGAGAGACAAGAAAGAUGAAAGAAUGAAAGGAGACACAAUAGAGAAAGAAUAGAGAAAGCAGCAGAGAUAGCGUGAAACAAAGAGAGAAGGUAGAGAGAUAAAAAGCAUUAGAGUGCUGAUGUGUAUCAGUGAGGACAGUCCUGUCAGUGAGGCUCCUUUCUCUAAAUGCCUUUGCCAUUUUCCCUCUCUAUCCGUCUCUGCCCACCCUCGCACCCUUGCCCUCGGGGUCCUUCUGCUGCGUCUGAGCUGUCUGGGGACGCCUGCUGUUUUAAACAAAAUAAUGGAGUGUGGGCCCGGCUGUGUGUGCAGAGGGAGCAGUAGAGUGUGUGUUUUUCCUGGCUUCGCCGUAUAAAAAUAGAAGCAUUGGGAUGUCACCUCGUGUUGCAGAGUAUCCUGGCACCAGCUGACCCACACUGACCCAUACUGACCCACACUGACCCACACUGACCCACACUGACCCAUACUGACCCACACUGACCCAUACUGACCCACACUGACCCACACUGACCCACACUGACUCAUACUGACCCACACUGACCCACACUGACCCACACUGACCCAUACUGACCCACACUGACCCACACUGACCCAUACUGACCCAUACUGACUCACACUGACCCACACUGACCCACACUGACCCACACUGACCCACACUGACUCAUACUGACCCACACUGACCCACACUGAAUACAUACAGUGCACUCUUAGAAAAAAAGGUGCUAAGUAGAACCAUAUAGGGUUCUUCAGUUUGUUCCCAUAGGGGAACCCUUUGUAGAGGGUUCUACCUAGAACCCUCCAUGUAAGGUUCUACAUAGAACCCUAUUUAUAUGGUUCUAAUUAGAACCCUAUACGAAGGGCUCCACCAAUAAACCUUUUAUAAUCUAAAGGUUCUUCCUAGAACCCCCUAUGAAUUGUUGCACCAGCCUUAUUAGCCUUUAAAAUUGAAUUCUUUAUGACAUUACUUGAUAUACAUUAUAUCAUAAGGCCUCUCGUUGAGGAAUCCAGACAGAGUUAGGAUUUCCAAGACGUGGAAUUUUUGAUCACCCACAAUCUGCAUUCAGAAUGACUGUCUGUCAUGCCCUGAUCAGUUUCACCUGUCUUGUGCUUGUCUCCACCCCCCACCAGGUGUCUCCAUUUGUCACCAUUAUCCCUUGUGUAUUUAUACCAGUGUUUUAUGUUUGUCUGUUGCCAGUUCAUCUUGUCCCAUCAAGUCCUACCAGCGUGUUCCUGUUUCCUGUGCUCUAGUUUUUGUUUUUCCUAGUCUUCCCAGUUCUGACCUUUCUGCCUGUCCUGACCCUGAUCCUGCCUUCCGCCCUGUACCUGCCUGACUCUGAUUUGGAUUACGACUCUUUGCCUGUCCUUGACUUACCUUUUGCCUGCCCCUUGAACUGUAAUAAACUCUGAGACUCGUACUAUCCAGCUCCUGUGUCUGCAUCUGGGUCUUAGCCUGAGCCGUGAUAGUACGAACUGGCCAUGACUGACCCAGCAGACUCGGACCAGCUCCGCGACGCUGUCUCCUCCCACGGAGCCACCAUUGGAAGACACAAGGAGUUACUUCACAACCUUAUGGAAAGAUUCCAGACCUUGGCGGAAUGGCACGACCGUGCUUUCCAUACAGUGCUGGAGCAAAUCCACAGAUUAUCUAUUAGGCAGCCAGCCACUACUGUAAUUCCACUGACUCUCAGCAACCCUGCCACCAGCGACACUUCUUCCCAGCCUACCCCGGUGUCCUGAGAACCUCGCUUACCUCCUCAAGAGCGCUACGCUGCAGAUUCUGGAACCUGCCGGGCUUUUCUCUCCCAGUGCUCUCUCAUCUUCGAGCUGCAGCCUUCUUCGUUCCCCUCAGACAGCUCGAAGAUAACAUACCUCAUAACACUGAUGUCCGGGAGGGCACUCGCCUGGGCUACGGCGGUGUGGGAGCAACAGUCCACUGUUUGCCUUAGUCUGGAGGAGUUUGUGGCGGAGGUACGAAAAGGGUUUGAUUCUUCAUUGUCCAGGAGAGAGGCUGCUUGUAAGCUGCUCCAACUACGUCAAGACUCCCAUAGUGUGGCAGACUACGCGGUGGAUUUUCGCACGUUGGCGGCUGAGAGUGCCUGGAACCUGGAAGCCCUGCUCAACACGUUUCUUCACGGAUUAUCGGAGGUGAUUAAAGACGCGCUCGCAGCCCGGGAGCUGCCCAUGGACCUCGACUCCCUCAUAUCUUUGACCAUCCGGAUCGAUGGGCGGUUACGGGAACGUAGGAGGGAGAGGGAGUCUGUUCCCUAUCAACCCUCGCUCGUCCUCGAUUUCCACCUCGCCUCAGAGGAAUCCCGGAAAUCACCAAAGUCUACACUUCCGAGUGAAUCCGAUGUCACCAGAAUUCUCUCGGAAAUCACUGAGGGUUGCCGACUCACCUCCUCUGGAGCCUAUGCAACUUGGCAGAGCUAGAUUGUCUCCUGCCGAACGGUUAAGCAGACUGAACAUCAAGAGCUGUCUGUAUUGUGGGACUACAGGUCAUUACUUUUCUACCUGUCCUGUAAAAAGACCUGGCUCAUCAGGCGGUAUGAGUAGGCUGGUGGGCAUUACGGAGAAUGUCCAGUCUCCCCUUACUAGUAUCCCUUUCCAUGCCAUCCUGCUGUGGGGUGACUGGUCCAAAUCUCUCCGGGUACUCAUUGACUCUGGGGCCGAUGAGAGUUUUAUGGACGCUACCCUGGUGUCAGAGUUAGGGAUCCCCACUCAAACCCUCUCCAUUCCCAUGGACGUCAGAGUGCUGAAUGGGCGUUCUAUUGGCAGAGUCACCCACAACACGGUUCCUAUCAACCUGCGAGUGUCAGGCAACCACAGCGAGUCGAUCCAGUUUGUACUUAUCGAAUCCCCUCAGGUACCCGUUGUGUUGGGGUUUUCAUGGCUCCAGAGACACAAUCCCCUUGUGGACUGGACUGUGGGUUCGAUCAAAAAGGGUUGAAGCCCGUUCUGCCACGCUCAUUGUCUGAAGUCGGCGCAGCCUGCCCCGGGACGUCUUCUUGUGGGCUUGUGUAAAGCUUCGGACCUCUCCGUCGUUCCUGCGGAAUACCAGGACCUCCAGGAGGUUUGCAGCAAGGCCCGUGCCACCUCGCUUCCUCCGCAUCGGCCAUAUGACUGCGCCAUCGACCUUCUCCUGGGCACUACACCGCCUCUGGGGCGGCUUUAUUCCCUUUCGGACACCAAGGUGAUUGGAGACGUACAUUGAGGACUCCCUGGCUGCAGGGUGUAUCCGUCCUUCUGCCUCCCCUGCCGACGCAGGGUUCUUCUUUGUGGGGAAGAAGGAAACAACCCUGCGCCCAUGUAUCGACUACCGGGGCCUGAAUAACAUCACGGUUCCACUCAUCGCCUCGGCUUUCGAGCCUCUCCAGGGGGCUACCAUCUUCUCCAAGUUGGACCUCCGGAAUGCCUACCAUCUGGUACGGAUACGGGAAGGGGACGAGUGGAAGACCACCUUUAACAUGGCUAGUGGGUACUAAGAAUACGUGGUGAUGCCAUUCGGACUGACCAACACUCCUGCCGUGUUCCAGGCCCUGGUCAACGAUGUUCUCCGUGACAUGUUGAACCAGUUCGUUUUCGUCAACCUCGAUGACAUUCUCGUUUUUUCCCGCUCGGCUCAAGAACAUGUCCUCCAUGUCCGACAAGUCCUCCAGCGUCUUCUGGAGAACCAGCUAUUCGUCAAAGCAGAGAAAUGGGAAUUCCAUUGCUCCACCAUCUCCUUCCUUGGAUGGAUAUAUCAUCGCUGCAGGCAAUAUACAGAUGGAUCCUGGAAAGGUGAGAGCGGCAGUGGAUUGGCCUCAACCCACCUCCAGAGUGCAGCUGCAACGCUUCUUGGGGUUCGCCAAUUUCUACCGCCGGUUCAUCUGGGGUUACAGCACCCUGGCUUACCCCCUUUCAGCACUCCCCUCUCCCAAGAUCCCAUUCACGUGGUCUCCAGCUGCAGACCGGGCGUUCUUGGACCUCAAGCACCGAUUCACGACCGCCCCCAUCUUAAUCCAUCCAGAUCCGUCCCGGCAGUUCAUGGUCCCGGCAGUUCAUUGGGGCAUCGGCCAACCUGUCCUCCGGUUUUCACCCCCAAUCUAACGGCCAGUCGGAGCGAACCAAUCAGGACCUGGAGACAACUCUUCAUUGCCUCGCCUCCGCCAACCCUACCACCUGGAGCCAGCAACUCGUGUGGGUGAAAUACAACCUCAACAUCCUUCCCUGCUCGGCCACUGGUCUCUUGCCGUGCGAGUGUUCCAUGGGUUAUCAGUCCCCGCUCUUCCCUGAGGAAGAGGUCAGCAUACCUUCGUCCAGAUUUUCGUCCAUCGCUGUCGCCAUACCUGGAAGAGAGCCCGGGCGGCUCUUCUCAAGACCACCUCCAGGUAUCGACGACAGGCAGACCGCCACCGGAACCCUGCUCCCCGCUACCGUCUUGGACAGAGGGUAUGGCUGUCCACUUGGGAUCUGCCCCUCCGGGUGGUGUCCCGCAAACUUUCCCCCCUAUUUAUCGGCCCUUUCCCCUUCUCUAAGAUUCUUAGCCCCUCUGCUGUUUGUCUCCUGUUGCCCCGCACCCUCCGUAUACAUCCCACGUUCCAUGUGUCUAGAAUUAAACCCCUGUCUCACAGCCCUUUGUCUCCUGUUUCCAGGCCCACCCCUCUCCCCCGUCUCAACGACGGCCAUGUGGCAUACACGGUGAGGCGUCUCCUGAGUGUUCGACCUCGGGGCAGGGGUUUCCAGUACCUGGUUGACUGGGAGGGUUAUGGCCCGGAGGACAGGUGCUGGGUCUCCGCUAGGAACAUCCUGAACCCAUUGUUGAGUUCCGCCGCCGGCACCCCGGUCAACCAGGUAUGUACCCGGGUAGGACGCCAGGUGGCGUCCUUAGAGUGGGGGGCUACUGUCAUGCCCUGAUCUGUUUCACCUGUCUUCCUAACAGAUUGGUUUAGUUAAAAUGUUUUAUGUUAUUUAUCUUUGUGUAGCAUAAAAUUAAUCAACCAUGCAAAAACACAUUAAAACAAACAAUUCUGAAAAUCAUCCUGCAAUAGAGGAUGCUGGGAAAUAUUAUAUUGGUUCUAUGUAGAACCCUUCUUGCCUUCCAAAGAAACAUCAAAGAACCCUUUCUUCCAAAAAUGGUUCUUAGGAUAUUAAAGGUUCAAAAUUUAGGUAGAACUCUUUGCCUUACAAAGAACCCUUGUCUUCCAAAAAGGGUUCUUCAGAUCAAAAUAGUUAUUGGUAGAACCCUAUCCCUACGCAAAGAACCCUUUUGGAACCCUUUUUUCUAAGAGUGUAGGUAUCAUAAGUACUCACCCCCCUUAUAUUGAUCUGUGCGCUGUUGUAUCGGCGUUCGUGCUACGUGUUACUGUACAUUGUAUUAUGGUUUACAUACCGUGUCAUUGUGCACUUGUUUUUACGGGUCUCGUCCCGUGUAUUAUUUAGAGGUUUACACCUCGCUCUUUUGUUUGGGUUACAUCCCUGUGUUAUAUAUAUACGUGUUUGUUUUGGGCUUCGUCCCUGUUGUUUUUCAUGGCGUACCUUAUGUUGGGGAGAGAAAUAAAAAAAACUAUUAGGUAUUCCUGCGCCUGUCUUCUAUCAGUAUACAACGUGACACCCUGGUCUUUGUAGUUGAAUCUGUGCUUGAAAUUCCAUACUUGACUGAGGGACCUUGUAUGGGGGGCAGAGGAAAGGUUAGUCAUUCAUAAAUCAUGUCAACCCCUAUUAUUUCACACAGAGUGAGUCCAUGUAAAUUAUUAUGUGAUUUGUUACGCCACAUUUUACUCCUGAACUAAUUUAGGCUUGCCUAAACAAAAAGGGUGAAUACUUUUUCAACAACUAUAUUUUAGUUAUUACAUUUUUAUUAAUUUGUAAACGUUUGUAGAAUUGUAUUUUCACUUUGACAUUAUAGAGUAUUUUGUGUAGAUCAGUGACUAAAAAUCACAACUAAAUCCAUUUCAAUCCCAAUUUGUCACGUAACAAAAAAAUCCAAGGGGGGUGAAUACUGCCGAUACCCACUGUACAUCCUCUAUGGAAGGUCUCAGUCCUGCUCCUGCUCUUCUAACUAACCCCUCUUCUUGUCUACUUUUCCAUCUCAUUAAACUCUUGUUCCUGAUCUCUGUUUGUGUCUGUCUUUUUCGCCUGCUCGGAGCGCUGAGAUGUGCUUUAGCUAACGUGUAUAGGGUAAAUACAGACUUACCCUCGUCUUAGUAAGACAGAGCAAUCUGAUGUUGGCAUGCAAACACACACACACACUGUUCCCCUCAUUGCCAAUGACCGUCACGAGGCAUUGAAUGGUCAGUGAUACGAAAGGCUCUUUCUAGGGUUGAUUAACACACGAUUGAAAUUAAACGGUUAAAAUUCAUUAAGCAGACCAUGAGAUUCAGGUCUCAUCCUCACCAGACUGGAAUACAUGCCCUAAAACCUUAAUGUUGGGUUCUAAUUGAAACCUUCUGGGAGAUUUUGAAGAAUAGAAUCUCAAUGUAUAGAAUUGAAGAAAUUAAGGUCCUCCCAAGUGGUGCGGCGGUCUAUGGCACUGCAUCGCAGUGUUGCGGUGUCACUACAGCCUGUGGUUCGAUCCCACUGUGUCACAACCAGCUGUGACCAGCUGUGACCGGGAGUCCGAUAGGGUGGCACACAAUUGGCCCAGCAUCAUCCUGGCUAGGGGAGGGUUUGGCCUGGGGGGCUUUACUUGGCUCAUCGCACUCUAGCAACUCCUUGUGACAGGCCAGGCGCCUGCAGGCUGACUUCGGUCGUCAGUUGAACGGUGCUUCCUCCGACACAUUGGUGCAGCUGGCUUCCGGGUUAAGUGGGCGGGUGUUAAGAAGCGCGGUUUGGCGUGUCACGCAUGACUCGACCUUCCGAGUUGCAGCGAUGAGACAAGAUCGUAAUCACGAAAUUGGAUAGAAAAAGGGGGUAAAAAUUACAAAAUAAAUAAAUCAUUACAUAUAGAAUUGAAGAAGUUAGAUCCUUCCAGUAUAUUCUGCCUGGUGCCUGUGUUCAGUAUGAAGAUUAAACAGACAUGGGAUGCCUGUGUGGAGAUAGCUCUCCCAGGAUAGGGUGAAAAUUAGAAGGAAAGAGUGACAGAAAGAAGGUGAAAGAUGGAGAGCGACAUAAUAGUGAGAGGUAGAGAAGGAAUGAGUGACAGAAAGAGAGGGGGAGAAAUGGAGAGUGGGUGUGUGAGAGAGAAAGCAUGAGGAAGAGAAAGGGAGAUGACAGUGUUUAUCCUCAGUUAGAAUGCCCAUGGGAGAGAGAGUCCUCAGUGUUACUCUGAGUCUGCCUGAAUACAAGGAAACUCUCCACAAAUAGACACUCUGUCACAUUGAAGAAAAUCAUUGAGACGUUUUUAUUCUUCUGUUAUUUUUUUUCUCUUGUACUGGAGGUGUAGUCUUUUCAGAACCAUUUUAACAUUUGAUGGUGGGGUGGGUGGUCUCUCUCUCUCUCGCUCUCUCUCUCUUUCUCACUCUCUCUCUGCCUACCCCCUCUUUCUCUCUCUCUGUCUCUCUCUUACUCUUUCUCUUGCUCUCGCUCUGUCUGUCUACCCCCCCCCCCCCCCCCCCCUCCUCUCCGUCUGUCUACAGAACUUUAACCCUUACCCCUUUAGGACUCCGACCGUGAAGGCCAGAGUUGACACAACGCCCAAGAAUGAAACUAAUUGAGCACAAUGGAUUGAGCUCUUAACUCUGUCUUUAAUCUCAGGAGCAUGACCUAUAAAAUGUGAAGAUGACUCAUGCUUUACUUUCUCCAUUUCUAACCAUAGUACCAGUGUAAAUAACUCUGUGUCUUGAUCAUUACCUGCCAAAGGCGUCAUUCAUCCUUCAUGUUAUUUAUGUGACGUGAAACGUGUUUCCUCUGAAAUGUAUGGUAAAUAAAAACAGACGGCCUGCCAGAGGAGUGUCCUUGGUAAACUACACAAGAGACCCCAUGGAGAGAUGGAGAGAAGGAGGAGGAGGAGGAAGAGGAGGAGGAGGAGGAGGAGGUGGAGGAGGACGAGGAGGAGGAGGAGACGGGAUGAUAGAGGGGUGUGGCGCAAAUGACACCUUAUUCCCUAUGUAGUUCACUACUAUUAUAGGACGAAAACAUGGACUGUCGUCUGGUAUUACAUCUAACCUCACCGGGAGUGAUGAGGGAAGUCUGUACACACUGUCAGGAGUGGGCUGUACUGUAAUUCAAAACAAGAUGUGUUGACUUGAAUUGCACACUGACUGGCUGUAUUCCAGCAGUCUCAACCCCUCUCUGGAGCCCCUGACUGAUCGGGGAACAGUUGUUCAGAAGGAAGACCUGCUCCGUACCCAUCGUCUAUCACCACAUCCACCCGACCCACAGAACUUUAUGACCAUGAACAAUUCAAACAUCACAUGGGGCCAGAACACCCACUCUAGCAGAGGUCAGAGAUAAAGCUCUUUAUUAUCCUUGAUUGUUUUUAUAAUCAAGGAUAUAUAAUCAUUGAUGUUUAUAAGCGAAUACAUACAUGUAUCUAUAAAUAUCUUAUAAGCCUAACAUAUUGUUGUGAGAUGAACAGUAGACAUGUGUGCGUAUGCAUGUGUGUGUGUGUGGACUGUGGUUGUAGGGGUGUGCACACUGUGUGUGUGUGUGUGUGUGUGUGUGUGUGUACUGUGUUUAUUUACAAGCUCAGGGUAAUAGCUGGGGGUACAUACCCAUUUAUGCAAAGGUAAGCUGAUUAGAGAGGAGAGGACAGCAUGGUGGGGGACAUAGACUCACAAAAACCUCCUUUACACAAACUUUCUCUGCUCUCCCAGCUGCUGGGUCAUGCCACCAAUUAGGUGCAUUUUGAGUAGUGUAACUUGGUGAAAACUGAAAAUGUCCAAAAAGAGUAGAACCAGCUUACCUGCUUUUACACUAUGAUUUGACUAUUAGAUGUUCAAUUUCUCUUUUGAAAAAUAUAUUUAAAAAGGAAUAGUUUCACCAUAUUAAAACGAGAGUUCAGUUCACGUAACAGGGUUGGCCUUAAUGAGGGACAGGUUUCUUUUUCUUAAAAUGAAUCACUAAUAAAAUGAAAUAAAUAAUAAUCUUCAGAAAUUACUUUGUCAAAGUAACAAAAUAACUAGGGAUUUACAAUGAUAGUGAAAACUUUGAGAAAUGUUAGGGUUAAGUAGGUUAAAAUCUUUCUUCACUGAACAAAAAAUAUAAACGGAACAUGCAACAAUUUCAAAUAUUUUACUGAGUUACAGUUCAUAUAAGGAAAUCAGUCAAUUGAAAUAAAUUCAUUAGCCCCUAAUCUAUGGAUUUCACAUGACUGGGAAUACAGAUAUUCAUCUGUUGGUCACAGAUACCUUUAAAAAAAGGUAGGGGCGUGGAUCAGAAAACUAGUCAGUAUCUGGUGUGACCACCAUUUGUCGCAUAGAGUUGAUCAGGCUGUUGAUUGUGGAAUGUUGUCCCACUCCUCUUCAAUGGCUGUGCGAAGUUGCUGGAUCUUGGCAGGAACUGGAACACCCUGUCAUACACGUCGAUCCAGAGCAUCCCAAACAUGCUCAAUUGGUGACAUGUCUGGGUAGCAUACAGGCCAUGGAAGAACUGGCACAUUUUCAGCUUCCAGUAAUUGUGUACAGAUCCUUGUGACAUGGGGCCGUGCAUUAUCUUGCUGAAACAUGAGGUGAUGGCGGUGGAUGAAUGGCACGACAUUGUGCCUCAGAACCUCGUUACGGUAUCUCUGUGCAUUCAAAUUGCCAUCGAUAAAAUGCAAUUGUGUUCGUUGUCUGUAGCUUAUGCCUGCCCAUACCAUAACCCCACCGCCAUCAUGGGGCACUCUGUUGACAAUGUUGACAUCAGCAAACUGCUCGCCCACAAAAUGCGAUACACACUGUCUGCCAUCUGCCUGGUACAGUUGAAACUGGGAUCCAUCCGUGAAGAGCAUACUUCUCCAGAGUGCCAGUGGCCAUCUAAGGUGGGCAUUUGCCCACUGAAGUCGGUUAUGACGCCGAACUGCAGUCAGGUCAAGACCCUGGUGAGGACGACGAGCACGCAGAUGAGCUUCCCUGAGACGGUUUCUGACAGUUUGUGCAGAAAUUCUUCGGUUGUGCAAACCAACAGUUCAUCAGCUGUCCGGGUGGCUGGUCGCAGACGAUCCCGCAGGUGAAGAAGCCGGAUGUGAAGGUCCUGGGCUGGCAUGGUUACACGUGGUCUGCGGUUGUGAGGCCGGUUGGACGUACCACCAAAUUCUCUAAAAUGUUGUUGGAGGCGGCUUAUGAUAGAGAAAUUAACAUUAAAUUAUCUGGGAACAGCUCUGGUGGACAUUCCUGCAGUCAGCAUGACAAUUGCACGCUCCCUCAAAACUUGAGACAUCUGUUGCAUUGUGUUGUGUGACAAAACUGCUUAUUUUAGAGUGGCCUUUUAUUGUCCCCAGCACAAGGUGCACCUGUGUAAUGAUCAUGCGGUUUAAUCAGCUUCUUGAUAUGCCACACCUGUCAGGUGGAUGGAUUAUCUUGGCAAAGGAGAAAUGGUCACUAACAGGGAUGGUAACACAUUUUUGCAAAACAUUUUAGAGAAAUAAGCUUUUUGUGUGUAUGGAACAUUUCUGGGAUUUUUUAUUUAAUCUCAUGAAACAUGGGACCAACACUUUGCAUGUUGCGUUUACAUUUUUGUUCAGUGUAGAAGUCACAGAGGGACAUGUCAAAAUGCUGAAUUUCGGCACUUUAGCAAGUCUUUAUUUAUAUAAAAAAUCUGAUUUAUUGAAUUCUCCAUGUGGUCUAUAUUAAAUGUCACUUCAUGUAAUAUAACAGGCUUUUGAAAUGCAAUAUUUUUGCACAAUUUCUACUUCAAAUAUCAAAGGGAUGCAAAAGGAACUCAUUUCGUGGAACGACCCUGCUGCUAUCUGCCUCCAACAGUACAGCUCAGUACAGCACAGACACACAUGCCCAACUACUCCAUCACCUACAAAACGAAACUAUCCAAAAUGUCUGGCUAAAAGUCUAGCUAAAUGUCUGUCUAAAUGUCUGGCUAAAAGUUUGGCUAAAUGUCUGGCUAAAAGUCUGUCUAAAUGUCUGGCUAAAAGUCUGGCUAAAUGUCUGGCUAAAUACAGCAGAGUGAAAGGAUUACGUAUAAGUAUGUGGACACCGGCUUGUCAAAUAUCUCAUUCCAAAAUCAUGGGUAUUAAUACGGAGUUGGGCCUUCCUUUGCUGCUGUAACAGCCUCGACUCUUCUGGGAAGGCUUUCCACUAGAUGUUGGAACAAUGCUGCGGGGACUUGCUUCCAUUCAGCCACAAGGGCAUUAGUGAGGUUGGGCACUGAUGUUGGGUGAUUAAGCCUGGCUCGCAGUCGGCGUUCCAAUUCAUCCCAAAGGUGUUCGAUGGGGUUGAGGUCAGGGAUCUGUGCAGUCAAGUAGAGUUCUUCCACAUCGAUCUCGACAAACCAUUUCUGUAUGGACCUCGCUUUGUGCACGGGGGCAUUGUCAUGCUGAAACAGGAAAGGGCCUUCCCCAAACUAUUGCCACAAAAUUGGAAGCACAGAAUCGUCUAGAAUGUCAUUGUAUGCUGUAGCGUUAAGAUUUCCUGUCACUGGAACUAAGGAGCCUGAACCAUGAAAAACUGCCCCAGACCAUUAUUCCUCCUCCACCAAACUUUACAGUUGGCACUAUGCAUUGGGGCAGGUAGCAUUCUCCUGGCAUAUGCCAAACCCAGAUUUCAGAUGGUGAAGCGUGAUUCAUCACUCCAGAGAACGCAUUUCCACUGCUCCAAUGGCGGCGAGUUUUACACCACUCCAGCCGAUGCUUGGCAUUGCGCGUGAUGAUUUUAGGCUUAUGUGCGGCUGCUCAGCCAUGGAAACCCAUUUCAUGAAGCUCCCGACGAACAGUUCUUGUGCUGACGUUGCCACCAGAGGCAGUUUGGAAUUCGGUGAUGAGUGCUGCAACCGAGGACAGACAGUUGUUACGCGCUAUGCACUUCAGCACUUGAAAGUCCCAUUCUGUGAGCUUGUGUGGCUUACUACUUCGCGGCUGAGCCGUUGUUGCUCUUAGAUGUUUCCAUUUCACAAUAACAGCACUUACAGUUGACCGGAGCAGCUCUAGCAGGGCAUACAUUUGGCUAACUGACUUACAUUCAGUACGGGCCAUUCCAAUGUUUGUCUAUGGAGAUUGCAUGGCGGUGUGCUCAAUUUUAUACACCUGUCAGCAACGGGUUUGGCUGAAAGAGCCGAAUGGGUGUCCACAUACUUUUGGCCAUGUAGUGUAUUAGGUGGUAUCAAACACUAAAGCUAAUAUGUAUGACUGUAUAAAGUGGAGCUCAUAUUCAGCAUAUACUGCACCUUGCCUCUGUAAGUAGUGCGAUAGAGCCACACAGCGCUGCAUUAUCCUCCAGGACUCUGCUAGUCAGAAGUUACUAAGUAAUAUAUUUAGCUGUCUGAUCAUUGUUAUGCGUGCAAAAUCAAUUAAGUGUCUAAAUAGGUCAUUUACAGCCCAGCAGUCAGUUGUGUGUGUAUGUGUGUGUGUGUGUGUGUGUGUGUGUGUAUAAGUGUGUAAUGUGAGCGAAUAUGUAGUCUACUAUGAAUGAGCGUGUAUCUAAUCCAUAGAUUUAUAUAUACAGAUCUAAUCCCUUAUUAAGACAAAAACCAUAGAGUGGGGGACAUGAUGAUGCCCUAUACUCUAUGGUGCUUUUUCUGUGACCAGGUCAUCUUAUUUAGCUGGCAGGAGGAACAGGAGGAAUAGGAGGCACAUUUAUACUGUCCAAUUAACCAGCCAGGUCAUGACAAACACAGAGACCAUACCUCUCGGUUACUCACUCCCUGUUAUACUAAUGAGAGAGCGAGCGCGAGAGCGAGCGCGAGAGGGAGGUUACCUGACAUGACCUACCUUGGCUGUGUCCUCUUUUGCAUGGAUCAGGUGUUCUGAUGAAGCCUGGAUUCAGAUAAAGGGAAACAACCAGGUACAGCAGUGAGCACCUGCACGAGACAUGGUAACAGGCACGAGACAACAACAAUAAGUGAAACAAUUAACCCUAAAUGAAUGAUGAAAAAGUCGGGAGUGGCGGUGCGCGCAACCAUCCUGUCUGAACGCACGGCACGACACGUAACCUAUACCUUAGCCUACAAUGGGUUUUGAUGUGUUGUAACUUUUCUUAGAGCUAUCCUGUGAUAACAAUAGUAGGCUUUAUUGUUCAUGUUUAUAUAACUGUUUAUAUAUCUAGAAUUACUACCUCAUGAAAAAAACACGGGCGCGUGAGGUUGCGCCCGAGGUGGGGGCGGGACAAGCCGAAGUUCUCAAUUUCGGAGAGCGCGCGCUGACAUCAACCUCCCCAUGCGCAGUGCCCAGAAAAAUGUAUCUCUAAAUUUUCCCAAUCGACUCCUGCUGUGUGUUUACCAAAUAGUCCUACUUCUUAUAUAAAAGACAUUCCCAGUACACGGAGGUGUAGAUGAAUCCUUCCGGAAUAGUCACCGUGGUUCUUCUGCUCGUGGUCUUGACAGCGCAAGGUAAGAGAAGAGAAGCUUUAUGAAGACGUGCGGAUGUCGGAGAGUUUGGGGAGCGCUGAACCAACUCACAAUAGGAGAGAGCUGAACGCUACUGCAGACUUCACAUAGUAUAAUUUUGGCUAGGCUAUUCAUUACACAGAUACAUCAAUUGUUAAGCCUAUUUAUGUGUGUUCUGUCUCAUUGUAAACAGUUUGCGUUGUUGGUGGGGUGUUCCUUCUGAUUGUGAGACGCACUAGACACCCCGUCUUUCUAUCCGCAGCAUAUCACAUAGGAAACUUUGCCAACAUCUUCCGACAGAAAUUCACGAAAUACAUUGUAAAGAUUGCUGUGUUGGCAUGUUUAAGCUUUUCAACCAAAGUAAUUGUCUUUGCGUGCGAUUCUGUGAUAGCCUAACUUGGAGAAUAAACUAAACCCCAUAAAUAUAUAUUUUUUUAUAGGCUACAAAAGUAGGUCAAAAUCGCAGCGCUAUCUAUUCAGAUGAACAUAAUAUAACGGUAUGCCUAGGCUACGGUUCGUUAUCCCAGGGGAUGAGCAGUGCUGGUGACAUGUCACAUCAUUAGUAUACUAUACAGUAGGCCUACGUCAGCCAUCGAGCUACCGUAGACAACAGCACCGCGUGCAUUCACGCGCACGUAACAUAUGAGUUCUGUUUUUACCGCAUACAUGUCCAUUGAUUCGUAUAUGCGUGCUGAGUGCAUUACUGACGUAUCAGUUCAGCCGUGUCUCUUCAAAACAGAUGGAACGUGAUAAAAUAAAUGACAACAAUAAGCUUUAUGCUUCCAAACCAAACUAAGCUGCAUGUAGCCGAACCUAGCCUUGAACAUUGUGCAUCAUACACACAUCGGGUUUGUCUAUACCUUGAGUAAAUAUAACGGUCCAUUCCAGAGCUGUGGUUAGACUGACAUGGUCAUGUAAUCUGGGCUGUCUGGGUUGAGGAACACCUACAUCUCAUCCGAUGUCUCUGCAUUCUAUAGGCCUAUGUCUGUUCUGUUCUGUUCUCUUCUACUCUAACUUUAUUGUUCCGUUAUGUUCUGUUGUUCUGUUUAGCCACAAUGCAGUUCCACUCUGUUCUCUUCUCUCCCGUGUCACAACGUUCUGUUGUUUGUUCUCAUCUCGGUGCCCAGGGCUGGUUCUGGUUCUAUCCGUCUCUCAGUGUGUUUUUGUGUGUCUUUCUCUCUCUCACACUGUGUGUGUGUGUGUGUGUGUGUGUGUGUGUGUGUGUUUAUGUAAGACCCUUCCUCUAAGACCCUCAUCCUCGUGGGUUGGUUAAGGCGUUCUGACCCUGUGUGUGUGUGUGUGUGUGUGUGUUCCUAACCUGCUCCCUACAGACUUCCCAGGGGACAGGGGCUAAGUGCCUUACAGUCCCACCAAAUAUAUUUAUAACUAACUCAAGAUACUGUAGUUCAUCUGUGUCGUUUACAGUGGGAGCAAAUGAAGCAUAGUGGGCAGAACAAGCAAGGAGGUGGGCAAAGCCAAGCACAAGCUUGCGAGAUCCUGUUGGCGCGUUGUAGCAUGUAUUUGCGUAUUUCCGUUAGGGAACACCUCCUCUGUGAAGUGCGCGUGUGCAUUCGACCUUGCACUCCUUCUAAAGCACAAAGCACUUUUUUUUUUUUUACUUUGGCAAUGCCUCAAGUCUAUAAAACUUAGUGCACUGUGUUCGUAACAGAUUCUAGUUUUGGGAACAUCAACAUUUAUUGAGAUCAGAUGUUUCAUUGAUGAGAAAAUUUGCAGAAUGUUGGACCAGUUUCACCUAGUUCCAUCCUCUCCCACUACCCGCGACUGGACUUCCUCUCACUACCAUAUUUGGUGGUGAGAAAACUUUCUAAACCAAUGCUUCAGCUUUAUAGCCCCUGUGCCUUGUCUGGGUGUACACUUCUGUCGGUGGUCCCACUGUAGCAGCCUGUGAGAGACUGGGACUCACAACUCUCUCUAAUGGUGAGAGAGUUGUGAGUCCCAGGGGCGGCAGGUAGCUUAGUGGUUAAGAGCGUUGUGACAGUAACCGAAAGGUUGCUGGUUCUAAUCCCCGAGCCGACUAGGUGAAAAAUCUGUCGAUGUGCCCUUGAGCAAGGCACUUAACCCUAAUUGCUCCUGUAAGUCACUCUGGAUAAGAGCGUCUGCUAAAUGACAAAAAAAAUAUGAUAAAUGGAGUCAUGAGAAGAAGGUCUCUGUAAAACCACCAGGGUUUACUUCACCUAUUGUCCUUGACCUGUUCUGGACAGGUGCAUGACAGAUAUGGUGUUAUUAUAAAACUUUGCCAAGUGGUUUACGGUAAUAUACUUUUUCUAGGCUAUCCAACUGGCAUCAAAUUGUCCAGAUUACAAUAGAACCUAAAAGGGCCUAUUGCAACCAUUGUUGGUCACCGUAUGUAUUAUCUCCAGUUGAUCUCUCGUCAAACUAUCAAUACCCGCUAAGAUCACCCACACAGAUGAUCUCAAUUGCUUCCAAAUGUUCCAAGACAUGUUCGCCCUCUACAGAGUAGUUUCUUGAGUGUGAAUAAAACCUAGUAAUCUAGCAGACUAAGGAGUGAUUGAACUAUUUGUCAGUCAUUCAGUACAAUGUGGUCCUCUGUAGCUCAAUUGGUAGAGCACGGCGCUUGUAACGCCAGGGUAGUGGGUUCGAUCCCUGGGACCACCCAUACGUAAAAAUGUAUGCACACAUGACUGUACGUCGCUUUGGAUAAAAACGUCUGCUAAAUGGCAUAUUACUAUUAUAUUUACAACGGAAAUACUAUUAUUUCUCAGUAAUUUAUUGAGUAAACAAUAGUGAAGAACCCAGUAGAUAAAUAUGCAGUGUGUAUAAACAGUGUAACAAAAUGCAAUGUACAUUAGUAGAUAUAUUAGAAUGAGCUAUGUGAGUAUACGGUAUAUGAAUACCCAGUGUGAAAAACAGUAAAAAUAAAUAAAGGGAAGUGUCCAGUGUUUAAUGUCUAUUUACAUGGGACAGCAGCGUUGGCUGUGUGUGAGUAUGGGCUGAUGCGUGUAUGUAUGUGAGUCUAUACGUGAGUACAGGAGUCUGCUUGUGUGUGAGCUUGUGUGUGUGUGUGUGUGUGUGUGUGAGAGUCUGUCUUUGUCUCCUACUACAGGAGAUUGCAUGAUGGCUGUUCAACAGUCUGAUGGCCUGGAGAUAGAAGCUGUUCAACAGUCUGAUGGCCUGGAGAUAGAAGCUGUUCAACAGUCUGAUGGCCUGGAGAUAGAAGCUGUUCAACAGUCUGAUGGCCUGGAGAUAGAAGCUGUUCAACAGUCUGAUGGCCUGGAGAUAGAAGCUGUUCAACAGUCUGAUGGCCUGGAGAUAGAAGCUGUUCAACAGUCUGAUGGCCUGGAGAUAGAAGCUGUUCAACAGUCUGAUGGCCUGGAGAUAGAAGCUGUUCAACAGUCUGUUGGCCUGGAGAUAGAAGCUGUUCAACAGUCUGAUGGCCUGGAGAUAGAAGCUGUUCAACAGUCUGAUGGCCUGGAGAUAGAAGCUGUUCAACAGUCUGAUGGCCUGGAGAUAGAAGCUGUUCAACAGUCUGAUGGCCUGGAGAUAUAAGCUGUUCAACAGUCUGAUGGCCUGGAGAUAGAAGCUGUUCAACAGUCUGAUGGCCUGGAGAUAGAAGCUGUUCAACAGUCUGAUGGCCUGGAGAUAGAAGCUGUUCAACAGUCUGUUGGCCUGGAGAUAGAAGCUGUUCAACAGUCUGUUGGCCUGGAGAUAGAAGCUGUUCAGUCUUUCGGUCCCGGCUUUGAUGCUUAUUCAUUGGGGGGCAUGAGUAGAGAACCUAGACACAGCCGUCUGGUAUUAAACUCGCUUGAGAUUAACUGAUCUGCUGGUUUAUUCUUGUGGGUUUUUGGUUGCAAGCAAGUUUAGUCUUAACACGCAUGUGGAUGCAAUCUCCCGUUAGUAGCAUUUUAAGCAAUACAGUGCUUAUACACAGAUGCAAGUUCUGCCUGUUGGUUGCAAUGGGCCAAAUCAAAUAGCUUAAUCUUCACCAACCCUUUCCAAACCCUUACACCCAGCUCCAGUCUUACGUCUGGACCCUUGCAAAGCAGUGCUGUGUUUCUCCCACAACCCGUACAGUAAAACUGCUGCCCAACUUGCCUUUUCAUGGUGUGUGUGUGUACAUGAGUUUGUGUUUGUGUACUAGCGACUCAAAGGCUUGAGGAUCCUUGUAACACGAUUGCUGUGUGAUUAUUGCUUGGCACUUUGGUUUUAGACACACACACACACAGGGCAGGCAAUGUUAAGUGGAUCUCGUGCAGAUUGUGCAAAUUUGGACUCAUCAGACCAAAGGACCGAUUUCCACCAGUCUACUGUCCAUUGCUCGUGUUUCUUGGCCCAAGCAAGUCUCUUCUUCUUAUUGGUGUCCUUUAGAAGUGGUUUCUUUGCAGCAAUUCGACCAUGAAGGCCUGAUUCACAGUCUCCUCUGAACAGUUGAUGUUGAGAUGUGUCUGUCUGGUCUGCAAUCUGAGGUGCAGUUAAUUGUCGAUUUACGAGGCUGGUAACACUAAUGAACUUAUCCUCUCCAGCAGAGGUAACUCUGGGUCUUCCUUUCCUUUGGCGGUCCUAAUGAGAGCCUGUUUCAUCAUAGCGCUUGAUGGUUUUUGCGACUGCACUUGAUGAAACUUUCAAAGUUCUUGAAAUCUUCCGGAUUGACUGACCUUCAUGACUUAAAGUAAUGAUUGACUGUUGUUUCUCUUUGCUUAUUUGAGCUGUUCUUGCCAUAAUAUGGACUUGGUCUUUUACCAAAUAGGGCUAUCUUCUGUAUACCACCUCUACCUUGUCACAACACAACUGAUUGGCUCAAACGCAUUAAGAAGGAAAGAAAUUCCACAAAUUAUCUUUUAACAAGGCACACUUGUUAAUUGAAAUGCAGUCCAGGUGACUACCUCAUGAAGCUGGUUGGGAGAAUGCCAAGAGUGUGCAAAGCUGUCAUCAAGGCAAAGGGUGGCAACUUUGAAGAAUCUCAAAUAUAAAAUAUAUUUGUUUAACACUUUUUUGGUUACUACAUGAUUCACUAUUAUUCUACAAUGCAGAAAAUAUAAAAAUAAAGAAAAACCCUGGAAUGAGUAGGUGUGUCCAAACUUUUGACUGGUACUAUACAUUAAUGAAUCAUGAUGCAUACGCCACGUUCUUGUCACACACAUUUGUGAAGUCUGUAGAUUCUGUUGUGCGUUGCAGUUCUGACUAUCCAGAUUACAAAAAAGUAUCUAGUACCUAAAAGGGUUCUUCAGCUGUCCCCAUAGGAGAGCCCUUUAAAGAACCCUUUUUGGUUCCAGGUAGAACUCUUUUGGUUCCAGGCAGAACCCUUGCGGGUUCCAUGUAGAACAAUGAGGGUUAUACAUGGAAGUCAAAAGUGUUCUUCCUGGAACCAAAAAGGGUCCUACCUGGAACCAAAAAUAGUUAUCUCAUGGGGACAGCGAAGAACCCUUUUUGGAACCCUUUUUUCUAAGAGUGUACAUCUCCUGUGGAAUCCCAUCCAAGUACGCUGACGUUCACGUGUCUCUGAGUGUGUGUUCAUCUGUGUCUGCGUGUGUGUGUCCCUGGUGUGGGGCAGUUGGAGUGUGAGAGGUUCAGUGGAAUUUUUAGUAACAGGGAAUGGCGUUUUUGUUGUUGUUAGAGAUACGCCAUAAACUCCUGAUGACCUCAGGUAGCAAGGUUGCUAAAUAGUUGGCUAGCAGACAUCAGCAUCAGCUCCUCACUGUGGCAUUCUGCAUGCAACAGGGGAGCAGAUGGGAGCAAUAUGGGAAGUAUGGUAAUCAAGGGUGGAUGGAUAGAGAGGCCACACGUGAAUGUGCGCACACACUCUCAUUCCUCAGGUGAAUCAUAAAGCAUGUCCCAGACAGCCCCAAUGUAACACUCUGACAACAAACGCUAUCUCCUCUCUUCUUUCUCUCUCUCUCUCCCUCCCUCUUUUUCCCCUUCUCUCACUCUCACUCUCUCUCUCGCUCACAAAUACACGCACGGACGCACCAACACACACACGCAUGCACGCACACGCACACACACACACACACACACACACACACUAACUCUCUCUCAGACCAAUCAGAGCCUUCAGCUUAUUGUUGGACGUAAUUAGUUCCAUGGGAACGUGCAACAGCCUCACGCCUCAUGGUCGAUCACGUCAAGCACACGCCUGAUCAAAGGCUUCAGGUCUCUAGAGCUCUCUGCUCCAUUAACACAGAGAGGAACACUCUGUUUGGCUUCUUAACUCCAAAUCUGUGCCCGUUUGAACAGACUUCUAUGCGUCUGCUUAGUGUUUUCUAAGAGCUGUCUCUGAGGGUUAGUCUUAGUUUAUCAGGACUGAGAUUUAGGAUGAAGAGCUAGUGAAUCAGUAGGAGGACCAAUUCCUCGUGCUCUUCCUCAAUCAUAUAAACACUUCUGUUUCUAGGUGUUUCUGUUUCCAUACAGCACACAAACACACAUACUUGCGUCUUGACUGACCCAUGUUUCAAUAGGAAGGCUGCCUGUUUCUGUCACAGUGAUGUCACCAGAAGUUAAAAAGUGAGAGGUUAUUGUUAAGUUAAUGUGAUGUAAGAAACCUUCCAAUCAGAGAUUUAGAAAGAAAGGAAGAAGGAUGAAGGAGGGGGAAAUAAGGAAGGAGCAGAGGAAAUGUAUUUUUUGUAUUUUUCAGUGCGAACAAAAGGUCCAAUUAAUGAACAGAUUAUAAUUGCCCUCGUUUCCCCUACCCAAUUAGGGGCUUAAACAACGUUCUCAGAGCGCAGCCAAUCAGGGACCAGUGCUGUGUUUUAACGUCGGCAGGUAGCGAAGGCAGAAAUUAUAGCCGUCCACUUUGCUCUCUCUGGAGAGAAGCUUUUUCAUUAAGCUCUAAGACUCGGCAGCGCUCGGUGCCGCUUCAAGUGACCUCAGGAAACUUGUGGAAAAUUUGUACUCUAACUUCUACAGAGUUUAUUACUGUAACAUGGAGCUUUAGGGACUGGCUGGCUGUGGGAAAAUGUUAGAAGAUGUUUGAGGAGACUUUAGGAGACGUUUGAGCCACAUUUAGCCACAUUUGACAUUUGAGCCUAUUUACAUUUACAUUUUGGUCGUUUAGCAGACACUCUUAUCUAGAGCGUCUUUCAGUCGGUGUAUUCAACUAAGGUAGAUAAAACAACCACAUUCAGUACAGGAAUUACAAGUAAGAACUUUCCUCAUUAAAGCAGCAUAUUAUCCUGGUCCCAGAUCUGUUUGUGCUUUUGCUAACUCCAUUGUCAAGCCAAACAUGUUUUGUAAAACAAUUCCAUAAGGAGUUGGCAAUGGCAAGAGAGCAUAUAUAUAUAUAUAUAUAUAUAUAUAUAUAAACGUAUUAAAAAAACAACAUAAAGUGCUCUGUUAAUGAUAAUUGGCACAAGGACUGUAUGACCUAAAAGGACUGAAUAGAUUUUGAGUGAAAAUGACAAGGCUCUGUCGUAGCCGGCCGUGACCGGGAGACCCAUGGGGCGGCGCACAAUUGGCCCAGCGUCAUUCAGGGUAGGGGAGGGAAUGGCCGGCAGGGAUGUAGCUCAGUUGGUAGAGCAUGGCGUUUGCAACGCCAGGGUUGUGGGUUCGAUUCACAUGGGGGGCCAGUAUGAAAAAUAAAAAAUAAAUAAUGUAUGCACUCAAUAACUGUAAGUCGCUCUGGAUAAGAGCGUCUGCUAAAAAUGUAAAUUACUCAAAUGUAAAUCUAAAAUGUAAAUGUAAGACUCAUGUUGAAAUUCUACUCAUCAUGUUACCAUUGGGCACACCAGAGUCACAUUGGCAAAAGGGAAAUCCCCAAAUCAUCUGCUACCCUAUGGAUCCUCUUCAACAUCAUUGGAUAUGUAAUCUUUCAAGAUGACAAUACAGUUUUGGAGCCCGGUCAUGUUUGAAAGAUCCCAGGGCUGUGUGUGUGUGGUAACAUAUGCCAGAUGUUGAGCGUUACACUAUAUAUACAAAAGUAUGUGGACACCCCUUUAAAAUAGUGGAUUUGGCUAUUUUAGCCACACCAAUUGCUGACAGGUGUAUAAAAUCAAGCACACAGCCAUGCAAUCUUCAUAGACAAACAUUGGCAGUAGAAUCGCCUUACUGAAGAGCUCAGUGAUGCCACUUUUCUAACAAGUCAGUUCGUCAAAUUUCUGCCCUGCUAGAGCUGCCCCGGUCAACUGUAAGUGCUGUUGUUGUGAAAUGGAAACGUCUAGGCGCAACAACGGCUCAGCCGCGAAGUGGUAGGCCACACAAGCUCACAGAACGGGACCGCCGAGUGAUGAAGCACGUAGUGUGUAAACAUAGUUUGUCCUCGGUUGCAACACUCACUACCGAGUUCCAAACUACCUCUGCAAGCAACGUCAGCACAAGAACUGUUCGUCGGGAGCUUUAUGAAAUGGGUUUCCAUGGCCGAGCAGCUGCAAACAAGCCUAAGAUCACCAUGCGCAAUGCCAAGCGUCGGCUGGAGUGGUAUAAAACUCACUGCCAUUGGACUCUGGAGCAGUGGAAAUGCGUUCUCUGGAGUGAUGAAUCACGCAUCACCAUCUGGCAGUCCGACGGACAAAUCUGGGUUUGGCGGAUGCCAGGAGAACGCUACCUGCCGAAUGCAUAGUGGCAAUUGUAAAGUUUGGUGGAGGAGGAAUAAUGGUCUGGGGCUGUUUUUCAUGGUUCGGGCUAGGCCCCUUAGUUCCAGUGAAGGGAAAUCUUAACGCUACAGCAUACAAUGACAUUCUAGACGAUUCUGUGCUUCCAAGUUUGUGGCAACAGUUUGGGGAAAGCCCUUUUCCUGUUUCAGCAUGACAAUGCCCCUCUGCACAAAGCGAGGACCAACUGUUUUGAGCUGAAGUUCCCACUGACUUCUUAGUCAAUAAGGUUCUGAGUUAAAUAGGAUCCAUGUUUUUCAGGUGUAAUCUAAACAUCUGACUGGUAUAAAUAAAAGAGACGUGUGGCUCUCAUUUGGUUGGAACAGUACUAGCAGGGUUGUGGGUUCAAAACCUGUCUGGGCCACAUAUAACCUACUAAAUUCAUGUUAACUGCAAGUGACUUGGAUAAAAGCGUCCCUUAAAAGACCAUAUUUUAUUAAUGAAUCGUUACCAGGAAAUGUUUUGCUGUUGUUUUUGCCCUGUUUGCACUUUCAGUCGCUAAAUGCGUUCAUCCAUUUGGUGUUCACUCUACUGUCUGGUCACAGAAUGGAGGGGUGAUGCACUGAUACUCACAUCCACUGGUCCCAGUAUCUAGGCUGUACUGGUGUUAAUUGUCUACUGGUGCAGCAGCACAAAGACAGACAGAACGACAGACAGACAGACAGCUGACUCUGGAGUGUGCAGACUGGGGAGAGAAAGAGAGACUGGUUGUCUUUUAAAGGCUGUGUUCAAUUAACCAUGAGAGAGAUGGAGGGAAAGGAAGGAGAGAGAGAGGGAAAAGGAUGAAAGGAGAGAGUGGGUGGGCAAGAAGAGGAAAUGGAGAAGAAGAGAGGGAGAGUGAAGGUUAGAGAGAGAGAGGGGGGGGGGGGGGAUUAAGAGACUGGUGUCCAUUGAAGCCGGGACCGAGGCAGGAGUGGUGAGGGGAGGAGGGAUGUCCCAAGUGAGGCAUGAUUUUCUGCUCGGACAGGCGUGGGUUCCGUGCAUCGUCCCGGCAACCAAGUCACCAGCGGGGGAGGUUUUUUGCACGUCACUGAAUGACCUUCAUUCCUAUUUUGCCAGGUACACUCAGAACACUCAGAAAGGGUUCAGAACUUUUUUUGAAACAUCACAGUACAGUUGAAAAAUAUAUGGCGAAUAGAAAUCCAAUAAGGAUGGUGUUAAGAGGUAGAUGGGAGGUGUUGAAUGGAGCUGAAGGAUGGGACUAAUAACAACUAACAACAACUAAUAACAACAUGAUAACUAAUGUAAAGCAUACUGUGUCCAUAAUAAGUAUAUAGGUUAUAGGUUGAGAGCUUUUGUGAAAGAGCAGUUAGAAAAAUAUGGCAUAUAGAAGCAAACCGGAUGGACAUCAUGAAAAUGAACGGAGAGGUUGAGGGUAGAGGAAGUUCAGGAGUAAAAACAAACAAAAUAGAAUUACUGACUGUGUCAAUAAAAUGUAUAUAGUAUGUAUAAGCUGGAAGUAGAGGUCUAAGCGUUGUUGUUCACUAGUUUACUCCAAUUAGGGAAGGGGUGGUGGGGUUGGAAAGUAAUAAAGGGAAAUAUAUUUUUAAAAAGGAUAUGUAUAUAUAUGUAUGUAUAUGUAUUUAUAUAUAUGUAUGUGUAUAUGUAUGUGUAUGUAUGUAUAUGUAUAUAUACUGGACAUAUAUAUUUGCGUGAAAAAAAAACCAUAUGGGGGAUUGGAAGUGAUGCAGACAAUUACAUUGAUGGAAGUUACAAUCUAUCUGCAAUAUUAAAGCUGAUCUACUCCCCCCCAAACAAAAUAAAUAUAUAUAUAUAUUGUCACCAGCGGGGGAGGUUUUUUGCACGUCACUAAAUGACCUUCAUUCCUAUUUUGCCAGGUACACUCAGAAUUUAACAGGGUCGGGUACACCACACACACACACACACACACACACACACACACACACACACUGCGUUCCAGUCUGGCAGGAUUCGCUAAAAGCUUCCACUUGCCUUCCUAUGUAGAAACAGCUCCAAUGUGAGACUCUUCACACACCAUAGUUCAAUCAACCACAACUUUCUACUUCCUCUCCAUCCGCAGCAAAGAGCCAUUGAUUAAGACCUUAAUGUGGACAAAGUGAUGAAAACUCAUGUUCUCCUCAAAGUCCCCUUCGUUAAAGCCUGACAAGGGAGAAUCUCUUUAUGGUAAUGAUUUUAAAAGCUACCCUACUAUUUUGUAAAAGGACUGCCCAAGUGAAGAUUAUCUUUCUCCUCUCCUCUCCUCUCCUCUCUCUCUCCUCUCUCUCUCUCUCUCUCUCUCUCUCUCUCUCUCUCUCUCUCUCUCUCUCUCUCUCUCUCUCUCCUCCUCUCUCUCUCUCUCUCUCUCUCUCUCUCCUCUCUCUCUUCUCUCUCUCUCUCUCUCUCUCUCUCUCUCUCUCUCUCUCUCUCUCUCUCUCUCUCUCUCUUUCUUUCUCAGGCUGUUUGUCAUCUAAGGGGGAGGACAGGCUGUUCAGGAAUUUAUUCAGGAGAUACAACCAGUUCAUCAGGCCAGUGGAGAAUGUCUCUGACCCUGUCACCGUGGAGUUUGAGGUCUCCAUAUCCCAAUUGGUCAAAGUGGUGAGACUCACCUGCAUCAUUACUGGAGCAAAUAAGGAUAUUACUUUGUCCUAUUUAUUUGACCGAUUUACUUAAUUACGUACAUGCUAUGACUUCAUGUUCAUAUUAUUUCAAUUUCUUCUCAGGAUGAAGUCAAUCAGAUUAUGGAAACCAAUCUAUGGCUGAGACAUGUAAGUCAAGUUAUCUGAUCUAAGAAGUUUAGUCUAUACCCCUUAAUACCCCCGUUAAAGCACUGUUAAAAUCUUUGUUGCAGGUCUGGAAUGACUACAAACUGAAAUGGGUUCCCAUUGAGUAUGACGGACUUGAGUUCAUUCGUGUGCCCUCCAAUAAGAUAUGGAGGCCGGACAUCGUCCUCUACAACAAGUGAGCUCAAUCUCUUAACUCUGUACAUUAUUAUGCAGGGGCGCAACUUUCACGAAAUGGCAUGUUUGUCCCCCCCAGUUUUAUCAUUGGGAUGUGAUACAAAACGAGGCAACGGUGUGCUUUAGGACCAUGCAGACACCUCCGAGCGGUCGGGUAGGCUGUUUGGAGUGUUUAUCCACCCACCUCUAAAACCAAAGUUGCGCCCCUGUUAUUAUGUUCUCUUGUUGCCCUUUAGCCAUCAGUGCUAAAUGCUAUGCUAACCAUCAUCCAUGAUCGCCUCUCCAGUUCUAGGGGUGUUUUUAUUAGCCAUCACUGCUAAAUGCUACGCUAACCAUCACCCACUGUCUCCUCUCCAGUUCUGGGGGUGUUUUUUUAGCCAUCAGUGCUAAAUGCUACACUUAUCACAUUUCAGGAGACGACCCAGAUGCAGACAGUGUUGAAGUAACAAAAGUUUAUUACAAAAACAGGGGGCAGGCAAACGACAGGUCAAGGGCAGGCAGAGGUCAGUAAUCCAGAUCAGAGUCCAAAAGGUACAGAAUGGCAGGCAGUCUCAGGGUCAGGGCAGGCAGAGGUCAAUAAUCCAGGGUGGUGUGACAAGGUACAGAAUGGCAGGCAGGCUCAGGGUCAGGGCAGGCAGAAUGGUCAAAACCGGGAAAACUAGAAAACAGGAACUUGAGAAAGACAGCAGCAAGGGGAAAAAUGCUGGUAGGCUUGACGAAACAAAAUAAACUGGCAACAGACAAACAGAGAACACAGGUAUAAAUACACUGGGGAUAAUGGGGAAGAUGGGCGACACCCGGAGGGGGGUGGAGACAAUCUCAAAGACAGGUGAAACAGAUCAGGGUGUGACACUCUAACCAUCACCCAUUUUCUCAUCUUCAGUUCUGGUGGUGUGUUUUUUUGCCAUCAGUGCUAAAUGCUAUGCUAUCAUAUCUCCCCUCUCUUCAGUGCUGUGGGAGAUUUCCUGGUUGAGGACAAGACCAAAGCUCUGCUGAAGUUUGACGGCACCAUCACCUGGAUCCCCCCCGCCAUCUUUAAAUCCUCCUGCCCCAUGGACAUCACCUACUUCCCCUUCGACUACCAGAACUGCUCCAUGAAGUUUGGCUCCUGGACCUACGACAAGGCCAAGAUUGACCUGGUGCUCAUAGGGUCAAAGGUCAGUAAUCCCACUGGUUAGCUAGUUAACUAACUCGUUUGCUAGCUAGUUAGCCACAUUAAAUAAAUGGGUUAUAUUUGUUGGUUAAUUCAAUGUGGCUGGCUUUAUGGUUUUCUUUGUCAAUUUCAACCAGAAUUACUUUUUGUCUUUUUUAUGACGUAAUCUCAGUCGAAGCCCUCUUCAUCUCCUUCUAGGAUAGAACUCCUCUGGCUCUGCUUUAUGGUUGACAUACUACUGUCUCUCCAUAGGUGAACCUCAAAGACUUCUGGGAGAGUGGCGAGUGGGAGAUCAUCGACGCACCGGGCUACAAACACGACAUCAAGUACAACUGUUGCGAGGAGAUCUACCCAGACAUCACCUACUCCUUCUACAUCAGACGCCUGCCUCUCUUCUACACUAUCAACCUCAUCAUCCCCUGUCUCCUCAUCUCCUUCCUCACCGUCCUCGUCUUCUAUCUCCCCUCUGAAUGUGGAGAGAAGGUGACCCUCUGUAUCUCCGUCCUCCUGUCGCUCACUGUGUUCCUCCUGGUCAUCACUGAGACCAUCCCGUCUACGUCUCUGGUCAUCCCUCUCAUCGGGGAGUACCUCCUCUUCACCAUGAUCUUCGUCACCCUCUCCAUCGUCAUCACUGUGUUCGUGCUGAACGUCCACUACCGUACGCCUAUGACCCACACCAUGCCGGCCUGGGUCAGGUCUGUGUUCCUGGGGUUGCUGCCCAAGGUGAUGCUCAUGAGGAGGCCUGUAGACCAGGGCUGCCCCUCCUCCGUGGGGAGUGGGAGAGGAGAUGGAACAGGAGGGGGGAGUAUUGGAGAUGGGGGGUGUAGGAGGAGGAGGAGCGAGUGGAACGGGGAAGAAGAGGAAGAAUAGCAUUGGGGGAGGAAUAGGGGGCGGGUGUGUGCAGGUGGACGGGGGUGCGGUCACCGCCGAAAGGGGGCAGGUGGGAGCGAUGAACUGUGUGGAGUCCGGCGAAGUGCAGAACAAGCCUAAUUUCCCCUGUAAGGGGAAAGAGGUGCCCAUCGCCACUGUACCCCCGGUGGUGCCCCUUCCUGCCCCCUCUGAGCCGGACCUACCCAAACUGCCCCGAGCGCUCAACACCCCACCCAACGUCAAUGCAGUGGUGGCCUUCUCUGUGGUGUCACCAGAGAUCAAACAGGCCAUCGAGAGUGUCAAGUACAUCGCUGAGAACAUGAGGACACGCAACAAGGCCAAAGAGGUAGCUUUGGGUUAUUACGUAGUUUUACAGAGUGAAAUGCUUUUCCAUAAAGAGUGACCUAAGACAACAACACAGCAUGGCAGCAACACAACAUGACAAAAACAUGGUAGCAACACAACAUGGCAGCAGCACAACAUUGUAGCAGCACAAAGAUGGUACAGAUAUUGUAGGCACAGAAAACACAAAGGGCAAAAAGGUAGAGACAAUGAUACAUUACACGAAGCAGCCACAAGUGUCAGUAAGGGUAUCCAUGAUUGAGUCUUUGAAAAGUCGUGGUCAAAAGUUUUGAGAAUGACACAAGUAUUGGUCUUCACAAAGUUUGCUGCUUCAGUGUUUUUAGAUAUUUUUGCCAGAUGUUACUAUGGUAUACUGAAGUAUAAUUACAAGCAUUCCAUAAGUGUCAAAGGCUUUUAUUGACAAUUACAUUAAGUUUAUGCAAAGAGUCAAUAUUUGCAGUGUUGACCCUUCUUUUUCAAGACCUCUGCAAUCCGCCCUGGCAUGCUGUCAAUUAACUUCUGGGCCACAUUCUGUGCCACAUCCUGACUGAUGGCAUAAUCAAUGCUUGGAAUUUGUCCGAAUUUGUGGGUUUUUGUUUGUCCACCCGCCUCUUGAGGAUUGACCACAAGUUCCCAAUGGGAUUAAGGUCUGGGGAAUUUCCUUGCCACUUUUGCCUUAUGGCAAGGUGCUCCAUCAUGCUGGAAAAGGCAUUGUUCGUCACCAAACUGUUCUUGGAUGGUUGGGAGAAGUUGCUCUCUGAGGAUGUGUUGGUACCAUUCUUUAUUCAUGGCUGUGUUCUUAGGUAAAAUUGUGAGUGAGCCCACUCCUUUGGCUGAGCAGCAACCCAACACAUGAAUGGUCUCAGGAUGCUUUACUGUUGGCAUGACACAGGACUGAUGGUAGCGCUCACCUUGUCUUCUCUGGACAAGCUUUUUUCCGGAUGCCCCAAACAAUCGGAAAAGGGAUUCAUCAGAGAAAAUGACUUUACCCCAGUCCUCAGCAGUCCAAUCCCUGUACCUUUUGCAGAAUAUCAGUCUGUCCCUGAUGUUUUUCCUGAAGUGGCUUCCUCGCUGCCUUUCUUGACACCAGGCCAUCCUCCAAAAGUCUUCGCCUCACUGUGCGUGCAGAUGCACUCACACCUACCUGCUGCCAUUCCUGAGCAAGCUCUGCACUAGUGGUGCCCCGAUCCCGUAGCUGAAUCAACUUUAGGAGACGGUCCUGGCGCUUGCUGGACUUUCUUGGGCGCCCUGAAGCCUUCUUCACAACAAUUGAACCUCUAUCCUUGAAGUUCUUGAUGAUUCCGAUAAAUGGUUGAUUUAGGUGCAAUCUUACUAACAGCAAUAUCCUUGCCUGUGAAGCCCUUUUUGUGCAAAGCAAUGAUGACGGCACGUGUUUCCUUGCAGGUAACCAUGGUUAACAGAGGAAGAACAAUGAUUUCAAGCACCACCCUCCUUUUAAAGCUUCCAGUCUGUUAUUCUAACUCAAUCAGCAUGACAGAGUGAUCUCCAGCCUUGUCCUCGUCAACACUCUCACCUGUGUUAACGAGAGAAUCUCUGACAUGAUGUCAGCUGGUCCUUUUGUGGCAGAGCUUUUUGGGGGAUUUUCAAUGGCGAAGAGGGACUUUGCAAUGAAUUGCAAUUCAUCUGAUCACUCUUCAUAACAUUCUGGAGUAUAUGCAAAUUGCCAUCAUAAAAACUGAGGCAGCAGACUUUGUGAAAAUUAAUAUUUGUGUCAUUUUCAAAACCUUUGACCACGACUGUAGAGAUGGAGAUAAAACUGUCCAGAUGUAGUGUUUUUCGCAGCUCUUUCCAGUCACUAGCUGCAGCAAACUGAAAAGAGGAGCAACCCAGGAAUGUGUGUGCUUUGUGGACCUUUAACAGAAUGUGACUGGCAUAGCGGGUGUUGUAUGUGGAGGAUGAGGGUUGCAUUAGGUAUCUCAGAUAGGGGGGGUGAGGCCUAAGAGGGUUUUAUAAAUAAGAAUCAAACAGUGGGUCUUGCACCGGGUAUACAGAGAUGACCAGUUUACAGAGGAGUAAAGAGUGCAGUGAUGUGUCCUGUGAGGAGCAUUGGUGGCAAAUCUUUGGCCAAAUGGUAAAGAACAUCUAGCCGUUUGAGACCACCCGUACCUGCCGAUAUAUAAAUUACAUCUCCGUAAUCUAGCAUGGGUAGGAUGGUCAACUGAAUCACGAUUAGUUUGGCAGCUUGGGUGAAAGAGGAGCAAUUACGAUAGAGGAAACCAAGUCUAGAUUGAACCUUAGCCUGCAGCUUGGAUAUGUGCUGAGAGAAAGACAGUGUACUGUCUAGCCAUACUCCCAAGUACUUGUAUGAGGUGACUACCUCAAGCUCUAAACCCUCAGAUGUAGUAAUCACACCGGUGGGGGGAUUCUUCUUACCGAACCACAUUACCUUUAUUUUGGAAAUGUUCAGAACAAGGUUAAGGGCAGAGAAAGCUUGUUGGACACUAAGAAAGCUUUGUUGUAGAGUGUUUAACACAAAAUCCGGGGAGGGGCCAGCUGAGUAUAAGACUGUAUCAUCUGCAUAUAAAUGGUUGAGAGAGCCUCCUACUGCCUGAGCUAUGUUGUUGAUGUAAAUUGAGAAGGAUCGAGCCUUGGGGUGUCCCUUGGUGACAGGCAGUGGCUGAGACAGGAGGUGUUCUAACUUUACACACUGCACUCUUUGAGAGCGGUAGUUAGCAAACCAGGCCAAAGACCCCUCAGAGACACCAAUACUCUUUAGCCACCCACAAGAAUGGAAUGGUCUACCGUAUCAAAAGCUUUGGCCAAGUCAAUACAAAUACCAGCACAACAUUGCUUAGAAUCAAGGGCAGCGGUGACAUCAUUUAGGACCUUUUCGAUUGCAGUGACACAUCCAUAACCUGAGCAGAAACCAGAUUGCAUACCAGAGAGAAUACUAUAGACAUCAAGAAAGCCAGUCAAGUUUUUCCAACAACAUAAACAGGGCAAGAUAGAAAUGGACCUAUAACAGUUAGGAUCAGCUUGAUCUCCACCUUUAAAUAAAGGAUGCACCAUGGCUGCCUUCCAAGCACUGGGAACCUCCCCAGAGAGGAGAGACAGGUUAAAAAGGUGAGAGAUAGGCUCGGCGAUGAUAGGGGCAGCAACCUUAAAGAAGAAAGGAACUAAACCAUAUAAUAUAUAAUAUGCCAUUUAGCAGACGCUUUUAUCCAAAGCGACUUACAGUCAUGUGCAUAACAUUUAUUUUUACGUAUGGGUGGUCCCGGGGAUCGAACCCACUACCCUGGCGUUACAAGCACCACGCUCCACCAAUUGAGCUACAGAGGACCACCAUCUGACCCAGAUGUUUUUUUGGGGUCAAGUUUAAGGAGCUCCUUUAGGACCUCAGACUCAGUGACCGCCUGUAGGGAGAAGCUGUGUAGCAGGGCAGGGGAAAAAGAGGGAGGAGCAUCAUGGCUAGUCGCAUUAGAAAGGCUGGGAGAUGAGGAAAUGUUGGACGGGCAAGGAGGCAUGGCUGAGCCAAAUAGGAAUCCUGACUUAAUGAGGUGGUGAUUAAAGAGCUCAGCCAUACGCUCCUUGUCAGUAACAACCACAUCAUCAACAUUAAGGGACAUGGGCAGCUGUGAGGAGGAGGGUUUAUUCUCCAGGUCUUUCACCAUUUUCCAGAACUUAUUGAGGUUAGACCCACAGAGAGAGAACUGCUUUUUAAAGUAACUAACUUUGGCCUCCUGGAGAGCCUGAGUGCACUUAUUUCUCAUUUGCCUGAACGAUAGACAGUCAGCCUGAAUAUUUGUGUGCCGAGCCAAAAAAGAAGGUCCAAGUAUCUUUUACAGAGGGGAUCAAGCUGAUUCUAUACCAAUUUACAGAGGCCAGGUCAUGAAGGAAGGUUUGCUCAUUAACGUUUUUCAACAAGAAUCAGGACAGGUUGUUUAACUGAGCAGCCAUUACGAACACAGGCCAUAAAACAGUGAUCACUAAGGUCAUUACAGAAAACACCAGACUGAUACGUAUCAGGAUUAUUUGUGAGGAUAACAUCAAGGAGAGUAGCCUUUUCUGGGUGUUUGGAGUCCUACUUUGUGGUAUUGUUAAUAGUCUGAGCGAGAUUUAGUGAGUCCCAUUGCUUUAAGACUUGCUCAGGUGGUUUAAGCAUGUCCCAGUUUAGCAGGACAAAUUCAGACUUAGUGUAAGGGGCCAGGAGAGAGCUUAGGGCAGGUAGGGUACAGGCCGGUGCUGAUGGUGGACGAUAACACCCAGCAACAGUCAACAAAGAGCGAUUAGAUAGCUUAAUGCUUAAAACCAGAAAAUCAAAUUGUUUGGUGACAGACUUGGUGGAGACAACCGAGCACUGAAAGUGUUCCUUGGUAGAUUGCUACUCCAACACCUUUGGAAGAUCUGUCUUGCCGAAAAAUGUUAUAACCAGAAAGGUUAACAUCAGUGUUCAGAACACUCUGGUGCAGGGGUACCUGUACCAGACGGGGAGACAAGCCAGGGCAGACGGGGAGCAGAUCGUCGGGUGGGAUCCAAGCAGCAGUGCAGCCGGCAAUGGGAAAAGGUGUCACACCCACUUGGGAGAAGCCUUUGUCGGGAGGCUGAGUAGGAGAGGAGGCAUUCAACCUUACAAGACAGGUUCAUGUUGGAGCAGAUAAAAACGUCCAAAGCGAAAAGCUGAACGAAAAAUGUGGUGCGAAGAAAAAACCAAGACGCUGGUAAAAACGCUAUAUUCCAAAGCCAGAUCAAACAGCAAUUAAAGUUAUUGGUUAUUACAUCGUUAUUAGCGAGUUACCUGUUCAAAUCAAAUCAAAUCAAAUUGUAUUGGUCACAUGCACAUAUUUAGCAGAUGUUAUUGCGGGUGUAGCGAAAUGCUUGUUCUUCAGUUAUUGGUUAUUACAUCGUUAUUAGAGAGUUACUUGUUCUUCAGUUAUUGGUUAUUACAUAAUUAUUAGAGUUACCUGUUCUUCAGUUAUUGGUUAUUACAUUGGUAUUACAGAGUUACCUGUUCUUCAGUUAUUGGUUAUUACCAAGUUAUUACACAGUAACUACAGAGAAAUGUUCUGCAAUGUAAGUCUCUGUGAGCAAAGGUUUUGGAUUACAUCCCUAAUAGGGAACUGAAGAAAGCAGAAGGAUUUCCUUGUCAUUCUCUGUAUUGCAGCUUGUCCAGUGGAAGUGGUAUAUAAAAUACAAGCAGUUUUUGGACUUCAGCUAAAUGAAAUGACCAAAUGUGCUGGGCCAUGCACUCUUGAAAUUCCACAGCCAUGCACACAGUCAUACACACACACACACACACACACACACACACACACACACACACACACACACACAACUAGGCUUGGGCCGUAUCCAGAUUGUCAUACCUUCAAACUGACCUUGUGCCAUAUCGGGAUAUUCGGUAAUAACGGCACUGAACACAAGGGGCACUGUUUUCAAACCCCACUGAUACUCUGUAAUCUGAAGGUUAGCAAUUCUAACAAGUACAUGUAAAAUCCCAUAGAGAAUGCUAACUAAAUGCUAACGAGCGCAUUGCUAACAUUUUCUACAGUUUCUGACCUAAACUAUACAAGUAUACAAGUAACUCAAAAAUGAUACUCACAAUCUGCUAAUGUAUUGCACAAGUUGACUGCAGGUAUUUACUUAAAAUGUAGCUACAAAUAUUAACAUUUAUUUAAAAAACUUCAAAGAAAUGGUUUCAAUGUUAUUGACAGUAUUGAAAAACCAUCCCGUGGCUUUUUCCAAAUACCCCAGUAUACGGUAUAUAUUCUUACACACCCAGACACAAACAGACACAACUGAGGCAGUGUAUUAUUUGAUAGAGUGCAGAACUCCAUGGGGUAUUAUUCCUGGUUUCUACCUGGUUUAAUCUAAACUGUUAAACCCUUUUACAUGCAGUAUAAAGCUGUUUGUGAGACAGCUGUUUGAGAGAGAGCUUUAGUAGGCUUCUCUCUCUCUCUUUGUCUCUUUCUCUCUCUCCCCGCUCUCUCUCUCUCUCUCUCUCUCCUCUUCUAUCUCUCUGCAGCUGGCUUAUAAGCUUGUUGCUCAGUCCUUUCUUAGUAUUUUCUUAGUAAAUCCUGAGUUCAGUAUUGAAAUGAUGCACACAGAAUAGCCAUACACCCUUCUGGAGACUUCACCCUAUAACCCUAUAACCAGUGGACCACAGCAGGUUGCUUCAGGAAAACACACGUGCCUGGAACACAUGUGCCUGUCAAGAAAAACACACACCUGGCCUGACCCAAUCAUGCUAUAUGCUAUAGGGGCUCAAUGAAUACUGUUUUUUCUCUCUCUCUCUGACUCCUUCGGUCUGUCCCGUUCUCUCGCUCUCUCUCUCUCUCUCUCUCUCUCUCUCUCUCUCUCUCUCUCUCUCUCUCUCUCUCUCUCUCUCUCUCUCUAUAUAUAUAUAUAUAUAUAUAUAUAUAUAUAUAUAUAUAUAUUUCUCUCUCUCUCUCUCUCUCUCAUUCUUCGUCUUUCUCCUUUUCUCACACAUCCUAAUUUGCAUAUUCCUUGCGGAGGAACACAGCGUCGACAUCCUUUAGCACAGUGAUCCUCACAACAUUUUCAGAAAGGUCAAUGAUGUGUUUACACAAUAAGUCUGUAAGAGAAAGAGAGAGAAGGAGAGAGAUAGAAAGGGAGAGAGAGAGUGUAUUUAUUAAUUCCCUUUUGAACCUUUCCUCAGAUCACUUUCCUUCUUUGUCUUACGAUAUUUCUUAUUGCCUUCAAUGACCUGUGCUACCCUGUCUUCUGACGAGCUCCUUCUUCCCUCUCUUUUCUCUCUCUCUCUCUCUCUCUCUCUCUCUCUCUCUCUCUCUCUCUCUCUCUCUCUCUCUCUCUCUCUCUCUCUCUCUCUCUCUCUCUCUCUCCAGGUGGAAGAUGACUGGAAGUACGUAGCGAUGGUGAUUGACAGGAUCUUCCUGUGGGUGUUUGUGACUGUGUGUAUCACUGGAACUCUGGGACUGUUCCUUCAGCCUCUCAUCGGCUUCUUCACA
Molecule: messenger RNA, 39602 nt
Organism: Coregonus sp. 'balchen'
Lineage: Eukaryota; Metazoa; Chordata; Actinopteri; Salmoniformes; Salmonidae
Source: the annotation of a GenBank genome assembly